CUGAUUGGCUGAGGCGCGGGGCAGAAAGUGCUGAACGUUCCAUCCCCCGAGCGCGCGGGGCCUCGUGGAUUUAAGCCCGGAGUUUGCAGGGAGGCGCCUCUUUUUCGCGGGGGCGUCCGCCGUUGCACCGAGGAUCCCAGCUGCUAGUACUUCCAGCUGCCAUGGCCAGCACACACGCCGGCGGAGACCAGGUCACCAGGGACCUCUGGGUCUCUCACAACAAGAUGGUGAUGGAAGCCCUGGACACCAAUGACCCCGAGGUCUACGAUAUUAUCAAGAAAGAGAAACGGCGCCAGAGACUCGGGUUGGAGCUGAUCGCGUCAGAAAACUUUGCCAGCCGAGCCGUUCUGGAGGCCUUGGGUUCCUGCCUGAACAACAAAUACUCAGAAGGAUAUCCGGGGCAAAGAUAUUAUGGUGGGACAGAAUUUGUGGACGAGUUGGAAAGACUUUGCCAGAAGAGAGCCCUGGAGGCCUAUGGGCUAGACCCACAGAAGUGGGGGGUGAACGUCCAGCCCUAUUCAGGGUCCCCCGCAAACUUCGCCGUGUACACCGCCCUGGUUGAGCCCCACGGGAGGAUUAUGGGCUUGGAUCUACCGGAUGGGGGUCAUCUCACCCAUGGCUUCAUGACCGACAAGAAGAAAAUCUCCGCCACGUCCAUCUUCUUCGAGUCCAUGCCCUACAAGGUCAAUCCCGAAACGGGCUACAUUGACUAUGACCGGCUGGAGGAGAAUGCCCGCCUUUUUCAUCCAAAGCUGAUCAUUGCAGGGGUCAGCUGCUACUCCCGGAAUUUGGACUACGCCCGGAUGAGGAAGAUCGCGGAUGAGAACAACGCCUACCUCAUGGCCGAUAUGGCCCACAUCAGCGGCUUGGUGGCCGCCGGCGUGGUGCCCUCCCCCUUCCAGCACUGUGACGUGGUUUCCACCACCACCCACAAAACCUUGCGGGGCUGCCGGGCUGGCAUGAUCUUCUACCGGAAAGGUGAGCGUUGCAGCAAGCAGGUCACUGAUGCUCCAUCUUCCUGGGCUGAAGCCUCUGGAGAAGAUGGGGAGGCAUCCGGCAUCUUCCAAACACCCUUCUUCCUUUCUCCAGGCGUCCGCAGCGUGGACCCCAAAACGGGGAAGGAGGUCCUGUACAACCUGGAAAGUCUCAUCAAUCAGGCAGUCUUUCCUGGUCUCCAGGGAGGCCCUCACAAUCACGCCAUCGCAGGCAUCGCCGUGGCUUUGAAACAAGCCAUGACUCCCGAAUUCAAGACGUACCAGCAACAGGUGGUGGCCAACUGCAAGGCUUUGUCAGCCGCGCUCACCAGCUUGGGAUACCACAUCGUCACCGGGGGCUCCGACAACCACUUGAUUCUUGUCGAUCUGCGCAACCGGGGCACGGAUGGGGGGCGAGCUGAACGGGUCCUGGAGCUCUGCUCCAUCGCUUGCAACAAGAACACCUGCCCAGGAGACAAAAGUGCUUUGCGCCCCAGUGGGCUGAGAUUGGGGACCCCGGCUCUCACCUCCAGAGGACUCCUGGAAGAAGACUUCAAAAAAGUAGCUCACUUCAUUCACAAAGGUAUAGAGCUCACCUUGCAGGUCCAGAGCGACAUGAGCCCCAAAGCCACCCUGAAAGAGUUCAAGGAGAAGUUGGUGACGGAGCAGAAGUAUCGAGGGCUGCUGAGGUCCAUCGAGCAGGAAGUGGAGACCUUCGCCGAUUCCUUCCCGCUUCCGGGCUUGCCUGUGUUGUAAAGGAGCCACAUCUGGAAUGGCAGCCCCCCCCCAUAUACCCAUCCCAGCUGCCCUCUUGCAACAGGACCCUCCCUCCCCCCAAUACCCGCCUUUGGUUUCCCUUGGCUUGGCCUCUGCUUUUAUAAUCAGCUUUUAAACCAAAUUCUGUUCCUCCCCCUCUUUAAAAAGAAAAAUGCGCCGGAGCUGGCAAGGAAAUGGAAGGAGGGCGAUUUUUAGCACCCACCCUCUCUGGAACGAUGGAUGACAGGCCGGUGCCGUGUCCCCUGUCCCCCGCCAGUGUUGCCUUCCUUUCUUGGGGAGUGAAAUCCCAGGUCAAUGAACAGGAGGUUCACCCCUUAGGAAAGAAAAAAAAAUCAAUUUUAAAUGGGAGAGAGGGAAGGUUAAUAGUCCAGCUGACUGAGUUGUAUCUGGGGCAGUGAGGCUGUUUUGAGGGACGGCUCCACGUUUAGUCUCAAUGGCUCCUUGGAAAGUAAUUCUGCAAGACUCCUUGAAAAUGUGUAAAUGAAGACUCAACCAUCCAGGCCAAAAGUACCUCAAAGGCUUAAAUCGUGGCAACUGGACCAAAGUUUAUUAAAACUCCAAGGAACUUCUUCAGAAACCCCCUGCAGCCUGUAUGGCAAGAGUUGGGCCAUUCCAACGUCUCUCUGCCUACCCAAAGUUUUCAUUCUGACUGAAGGAGUCACCUGGAUGAGAAACAAAACGGUUUUAAUCACCUUUGGUCCAGUUGCCAUGAUUUAACCCUUUUUUAGAUACUCCUGGGAAAGUUUUCGGACUCCUUCCCGAUGGGAUUAUUCCACCUUGUGCUCCUCGUGGGAAAAAGAAGCAAUAGCACAAUUGUGUAAAAGGUUUUCAAGCAGAAGAUGCUAUCCAGGCCUCUUGCCAGAAAAAAUAAACAAACACAUUGAUACAACAGGAGAAGCAGCUCUUCUAGAGAUCUUUUGAAGAGAGGAGGGUGGGGGGGGGGGGGUUGUUCUCCAAACUGUUUUACAGUUAAGCUACAGAAUUUAUUGCCACAAUUUGUAGGCUUAAGCAGGAGAUGGCCUUCCUUCCGUUCACCUCACAGCCUUUCCAGGAAACCUGGUGGUUGGCCAGGGAGGGAAGCAGGAAGCUAAACUAUGCGGGGAUUGUAAUUUUCUCUCGUCCCACGGUUUGUACUUCCAGCUCCCAAAAAGCAGAUGUGUCGUUCAAGGAAAGGGGCGCUUUUAAUGACAAGCUGAGCAACAUAUUUGACACCAAUUUCUCCCAAUUUGCAAUUUCUUUCCCCACCUACCACCGACAGUUGCCUUCACUGUACUAGAUGCACAAGCCCAAACAGACCGCCAGGACAGUUUUUACUAAGCACAAUAAAAUUAAGAAUUUUA
Pantherophis guttatus is the source of this 3091-nucleotide messenger RNA. The record is from RefSeq and is a predicted model, not a curated record. NCBI's taxonomy places the organism in Eukaryota, Metazoa, Chordata, Lepidosauria, Squamata, Colubridae.